UUAUCGGGAAAAUUUGGACGAAGAGUAUAAAAAGCGUUAAAUCUGAAUUUCGAUAGUACAUUACAUAUUAGCCGUUGAAGAGACAGUUAGUAUUGAAAAUGAAAUUAUUUGCAAUUAUACUCGCUGUAUUCAUUUGCUUUGCCAUGGCUCUACCUGACGGUGGAGAAGGUGGUCACGGACAAUUUGGGGGUGGUCAUGGUGGAGGACACGGAGAUGGUCAAAGAGGUGGUCCAGGGGGAUUUGGCGGUAAUCAAGGGGGACAUGGUGGUAGUUCCGGAGGUGGACAUGGUGGUGGUUUUGGAGGUGGUGUUGGUGGUGGCCAUGGGGAUCAUGGGUAUUAAUUCAUAGCUUACAAACAGAAUUUGGUGUAAAAUUACAAAAAUAAAUUUAUAAUUCCUCA
Molecule: messenger RNA, 400 nt
Organism: Anoplophora glabripennis (Asian longhorned beetle)
Lineage: Eukaryota; Metazoa; Arthropoda; Insecta; Coleoptera; Cerambycidae
Product: glycine-rich protein DOT1-like
Exons: 2
Coding region: 99-341 (80 amino acids)
Source: RefSeq, a predicted model, not a curated record